Messenger RNA from Closterium sp. Naga37s-1, 2271 nucleotides. The record is from the annotation of a GenBank genome assembly. Lineage: Eukaryota; Viridiplantae; Streptophyta; Zygnematophyceae; Desmidiales; Closteriaceae.
AUGCAAGGUCCCCCUGUGCCGUGGUGGCUUCGGAUGGUGGGAGUGGUGGGGAAUGUGCGGGAGAUCGUGAGCAAGGGUCAUCACCAGUGCCACGUGGACUGGAUGGCUGCACACGGCCACCUCUACUCCUACUGCUACGGCCCUCGCCGGGUCGUGGCAGUGUCCUCUCCCGCUCUCGUGAAGGAGGUUCUGCUACGUCGCUUCAAGACCUUCCACGACCGCCCCAUACCUCCCACUGCCAGCCCCACCACUGGCCGGGGGCUGCUGUUCGCCCGCCCCACCACUGGCCGGGGGCUGCUGUUCGCCCGCCCCACCACUGGCGGGGGGCUGCUGUUUGCUCGCCCCACCACUGGCCGGGGGCUGCUGUUCGCCCGGGGUAACCACUGGGCUGGUUUGAGGAGCGCUCUCACGCCCAUGUUCCACCGCUCCACCCAUCUCCACUCCUUCCUUUCCGGAAUGCACCGUUCCGUUCUCCAUAUGCUGCUGCUGCCGCUGUGGGAUGUGACACAAACGAGGGGAGGGAGGGAGCGAGGGAGAAAGGGAGGAGGGGUGGGGGGAGGAGGAGGGGGUGGGCGGGCGUGGGAGGAGGGAGCGAAGGAGGGAGGAAGGGGCGAGGAAGAGGGGAAGGAGAACCGAGAGGAAGGGAGAGGAGUGGGAGAAGAGGGAUGGGCGGAGGUGGAUUUAAUGGGCAUGUUUGAAGCAGUGGGGCUGGCGUCUAUUGGCUCUGCUUGCUUUGGUGAAGACCUGUGGUUUCAGCAGGACACAACUGCUACACUCACAGCUGCGACAGCCCACACUGAGGCAAACAAGCAGGCAGGGACGAAGCUAGGGGCGCACAGUAGCACUAUCGACCCUGCUCCUCCUCACACCACGUUACCACCACACACAGCAGCACACUCCACCGCACCACACACUGCUGCACCGCACACUGCCUCCCUGGCUCGUGCAUACGGGGCGAACAAGCAGGCAGGGGCGAAGCUAGGGGCGGUCCCAUCGCUGCUCCUGGCCCUCUCCCCUGCGUGCCUGCACCCCUGGGUGCAUGCGCUGCUGGGUGUGCUGCCUGGGAGCACCGUGGGUGCGGCGAGGGAGAGACACCGAGAGCUGAUGCUCGAAUGGAAGGUGAGGAGGUUUGGGUGUGUUGUACUGCGUCCCAUCACUCCUCCUGGCCCUCUCCCCUGCGUGCCUGCACCCCUGGGCGCAUGCGCUGCUGGGUGUGCUGCCUGGGAGCACCGUGGGCGCUGCGAGGGAGAGACACCGAGAGCUGAUGCUCCAGUGGAAGGUCUGCUCGAAUCCGACUUUCCUCUCAUCCUCUUUAGCCUCCUGGGCGCUGGUGUGGGCACCAAUUGUGAGAUGGGGAGAAGCAGGUCCGAAGACACGCCUUCAUUUACCAAUAAAAAACGUUUGUUUGAAGACCUAGAAGAGCUUAAGUAUCUUGAUAUGGUUGUGAAAGAAACACUUAGGCUGUACCCUGCUGCCCCUAUAGCUGCCCGCCUGCCCGUCCAUGCAACGACUCUGGCUGGUUACCACAUCCCUGCGAAUACGCCGGUCGUGGUCCCGAUUUUCGCUGCCCACCGCUGCCCGGAUUUCUUCCCCCGGCCGCUUUCUUUUCUGCCCGAACGUUUCGGUCAGCGGGCAGCGGGUGAGAAGGGAGUUGGGUGGAAGGAGGGAGGGAGGAAAGAGGAGGCAGAAGGGCAAGAUGGGGAAGGAAGGGGCGAGAAGGGUGGAGAAUUGAUCAAGGGUGAAGAGAGAGGAGGAGGGAAGCAGCGAGAGGAGGUGCUGUGGACGGCCGAGUCAGAGGCUAUGUAUUUGCCUUUUGGUGCCGGUCCGCGCAUGUGCAUCGGUGCUCGAUUCGCCUUGAUGGAAAUCAAGCUCUGCCUCGUGCUGCUGCUGCGGGCCUUUGAAAUUUCAUCAGCAUGUGACAUAGCAGUAGCAUCUGCGACUGAUGUCGAUGCGUCGAGGCGUUUCACAACUUGCAAGGCUGACGUUGAAGAAAGGGAGAGAGGGAAGCGGGGAGAGACCGAGGAGGCAGGGGAGGGCGUGUGGGGGAGUGCGAGCAGCAAGGCAGGGGUGGAUAGCAGCAAGCUGCCAUUGGAAUCUGGGUUGAACCUUCGACCGAAAGACGGCAGAGGAGAGGAGGGCAUCAGACGGGGUGCAAGCAGCAAGGCAGGGGUGGAUAGCAGCAAGCUGCCAUUGGAAUCUGGGUUGAACCUUCGACCAAAGAAUGGGGUGUGGGUAAGGAUACGGAGGAGGGGCAAUGGUAUUUCGUUGUGA